CGCUGGGAGCGCGCGCGCUCAGGUCUCGGCGCGGCGAUGGGGGCAGCGGCUGCCGAGGCGAACCGGACGCUGUUCGUGGGGAACCUGGACCCCAAGGUCACCGAGGAGCUCAUCUUCGAGCUCUUCCACCAGGCGGGCCCCGUGAUCACCGUGAAGAUCCCGAAGGACCGGGAUGGACGGCCCAAGCAGUUCGCCUUCGUGAAUUUCAAGCACGAGGAGUCGGUGCCGUACGGGCUGCGGCUGCUCAACGGGAUCAAGCUGUACGGGCGGCCCAUGCGCAUCCAGUUCCGAUCAGGGAGCAGUCAUGCUGCCCAGGAUAUCAAUCCAUCCUGUUCCCAGCUCGGAGCUGCUGGCACCAACCCUCCUGGAAUGCCUCAUCCAGCAUCCAACAGCAGCAGGUAUGACAGGGUUCCAGAUAGCAUGGCCUCACCAGGGUUCUCGUCGAGCCUGCAGAGACAAGCGGUGAUGAACAGUGCGGCUCGGCAGCAGCCCCAGUUCGGGGGGAAAUACGAGCAGCCCGGUUUUGCCCCUCCUGGCUACUCCCACUCCGCCCACGCCCUGCCGGGCUCCCCGGGGCUGCGGCGCCCCGAGGGGCCGGCACCGCGCAAGGGCCGGCUGGGCACCCACCCCUACUUCUCGGACAGCCGCCACUUCGGCCGCGAGCGCUUCGGGGAGUGCGGCUCCGACUACGGCCGGGGCAAGCGCGAUGAGUACGGCUUCGACGAGAGGGGCCACGAGGCCGAGCACCACUACCGGGGCGGCCGCGAGGAGCACUACGACAGGCACCGGGACAGCUGGAGCUACGAGUACCGCAGGGAGAGCUACAGAGAGGCCAAGUGGCACUCGGCGCGGCAUUGAUGGACUCGAGGGCAAAGCAAAUGUGACCUGUUUCUCACUGAGUACAUGUAUAAACCCCCCCUCCCCAAAAAAUCCCCCAGUGAAGUCACCUUUUAGUGUUUGUAAAAAUACCAGCAGGGCAGUCCUGCCAAACUCUGGUCUCAGUAUUAAAUGUGUUAACUCACACUUCAGGGCUUUUCACGGGGUGAAAAUCCGUGGUGAAGUUUUGGAGAAGCCACCCCUCUGUCCUUGUGUCACAGAGAAAUGCUGUUAGUAUUUUUUUAGGAGAAAGGAACAUCUGUGUCAGGUGGAAGGAUCUGGUGUUUUAAGCACAGUUGAGGUGGGACAGAUGCUGCCUGGCAACUGCAACAUCCCUCAUGUAGUGUUUUAUACAGUUGUAGAAUCACACAGUGGUCUGGGUUGAUAGGUACGUGAAGGACCACCUCACUCCAAACCCCUGCCAGAGGAAGGGAUACCUUCCACUAGACCAGGCUGCUCAGAACCCCAUCCAACCUGGUCUUGAACACUGCCAGUGAUGGAGUAUCCACAAUUUCCAUGGGUAACCUGUUACAGUGCCUAAGCACCCUCACAGUAAAGAAUCCUUUCCUAGUAUGUAAUCCAAACCUACUCGCUUUCAAUUUGAACCCAUUGUCCAUUUAAAAUAUUACAAUG
Messenger RNA from Pseudopodoces humilis (Tibetan ground-tit), 1509 nucleotides. RefSeq names its product RNA binding motif protein 7 (gene RBM7). The record is from RefSeq and is a predicted model, not a curated record. Gene Ontology annotation, biological process: regulation of alternative mRNA splicing, via spliceosome. NCBI's taxonomy places the organism in Eukaryota, Metazoa, Chordata, Aves, Passeriformes, Paridae. Gene Ontology annotation, molecular function: single-stranded RNA binding. Gene Ontology annotation, cellular component: nucleus.